AUGCCAGUGAUGAAGGGCCUCCUGGCCCCGCAGAACACCUUUCUGGACACCAUCGCUACACGCUUCGAUGGCACCCACAGUAAUUUCCUGUUGGGUAACGCCCAGGGCCACCGCGGGUACCCCAUCGUCUACUGCUCAGACGGCUUCUGCGAACUGACGGGCUUCACGAGAACCGAAGUGAUGCAGAAGAACUGCAGCUGCCGCUUCCUGCACGGAGUCGACACCAGCGAGCACGUGGCCCAGCAGAUGGAGAAGGCUCUGGAGGGGAAAGAGGAGUACCAGGCUGAAGUCCACUUCUACAAGAAGAACGGUGUGGCCUUCUGGUGUCUGCUAGACAUCGUGCCCAUAAAGAACGAAAAGGGAGAAAUGGUUCUCUUCCUCUUCUCAUUCAAGGACAUCACUGACACCUAUGGAAAGGGCUACCAAAACAGCAAGAAAGAGGUUUCAGAGGACAAGAGGCGCAGGAGGAAGAGCAGCUCUCACUUCAGCGAGGCCAGGAAGCGCGGACGCACCAUGUUAUACCAGCUGACCAGCCAGUUCUCAAGAGGAGGCAAAAGAGAGGUCAACCUGGGUGGUGGCAUUAUUGACAAGCCUUCAAUACCAGAGUACAAGGUGGCAGCAGUGCAGAAGUCACGCUUCAUUCUGCUCCACUACAGUGUGUCCAAAGCCCUGUGGGACUGGCUCAUUUUGCUGGCCACCUUCUAUGUGGCUGUCACCGUGCCCUACAAUGUCAGCUUCACACCGUAUGAUGACCAUGUCACAGCUGCGCGCUCCACCAUCGUCAGCGACAUUGUAGUGGAAAUGCUUUUCAUCUUAGACAUUAUCCUGAACUUCCGCACCACCUACGUGAGCCAGUCAGGGCAGGUGGUGUAUGAGGCACGCUCCAUUUGCCUUCAUUACGCCACCACCUGGUUCUUCGUGGACCUGGUGGCUGCCCUGCCCUUCGACCUGCUGUAUGCCUUCAACAUCACAGUGACCUCCUUGGUGCACCUGCUUAAAACAGUACGCCUGCUGCGCCUCCUUCGGCUGCUCCAGAAACUGGAUCGUUACUCCCAGUACAGCGCCAUGGUGCUCACCUUACUGAUGUCUGUGUUUGCCCUGCUGGCACACUGGAUGGCCUGCAUCUGGUACAUGAUUGGACGAAAGGAGAUAGAGACCAAUGAGGCCUGGGACACUGGGUGGCUUCACGAGCUGGGCAAACGUCUGGAGACACCCUACAUCAACAGCACGGUGGGCGGCCCGACAGUGCGCAGCUCCUACAUCGCUGCCCUUUACUUUACCCUCAGCAGCCUGACCAGUGUGGGCUUCGGCAACGUUUGUGCCAACACCGAUGCUGAGAAGAUCUUCUCCAUCUGCACCAUGCUCGUCGGCGCGCUGAUGCACGCCCUGGUCUUUGGUAACGUGACAGCCAUCAUCCAGCGUAUGUACUCACGGCGUUCUCUCUACCACACACGUAUGAAAGACCUGAAGGACUUUAUCCGUGUCCAUCGUCUGCCUCAGCAAAUCAAACAGCGCAUGCUGGAGUACUUCCAGACCACGUGGUCCGUCAACAACGGUAUAGAUGCCAAUGAGCUCCUGCACGACUUCCCUGAUGAGCUGCGGGCCGACAUCGCCAUGCAUCUGAAUAAGGACAUCCUCCAGCUGCCGGUCUUUAAGGGGGCCAGUCGUGGUUGCCUGCGUUCACUCUCCCUCCAUAUUAAAACUUCCUUCUGCGUCCCUGGGGAGUACCUCAUCCGCCAGGGUGACGCACUGCAUGCCAACUACUUUGUCUGCUCAGGGUCCCUCGAGGUGCUGAAAGACAGCAUGGUGCUGGCGAUAUUAGGAAAAGGGGAUCUUAUUGGAUCUGACCUGCCUGGAACAGACCAGGUGAUCAAGACCAAUGCUGAUGUGAAGGCGUUGACCUACUGUGACCUCCAGUAUAUCAACGUGCGUGGCCUGAGGGAGGUGCUGGAUCUCUACCCUGAGUACGCUAGUGUGUUCGCCUCUGACAUCCACAACAACCUCACCUACAACCUGCGUGAGGGCAGUCAAGAUGAGGGCUUCAACAGGUUUUCAAGGUCACCCAGACUUCCCCAUGAAUCCAGGCUUCCCUCUAUUGUGGAAACAAAGGGGGACGACACCGACGACUCCUUCCAGCUCUCUCCAGCUACUCGUUCUCGUCGCAACCUCCUGCUGCCCAACUUCAGCAGCCCUGUUCGACGUACCUCUCUGGGAAACCUUCUGGGGGAUGAGCUACGGCAGUUCAAUGCCCUGCGACGCUGCCGUUCACCAAACCUCAGCCGCGGUGUCCACGGGCAGAGCUUGUCCCCUCAGCCACCAUCGAAAAAAGAGCACAGUUCAGCUACAGCCAACACACCCUCAACCUCAGCCCAGGGAGAGUCAGGGGCCGAGCAAAAGCCUUCAAAGCUGCUUAUCCCAACUGUCACCUGCUUUGGGCCCCCAGAUCUCAGUCCCAGGGUUGUAGACGGCAUCGAAGACAACGGACACACGUUCCACUUCAACGUGGAGCACAGCGGGCCGAAAGCCAGCGCAAGAGGGAGCACCCAGGGUAAGCCAAACCACCCCCAGCUGCGAGGGUCACCUGGGUGCCAGAUGGCUGGAGACUCCACUCAGGCUAAUGCCGCUCUGCUGCUGGAGACAGAGGAGGUCAGACAGAGCAUCACUCAACUCAACCAAAAGAUGGGCACGUUAAACCAAGAAGUAUCUGAGCUCGCCAAGGGCCUGCACCACAUGAUGCACCUCCUGCAGGCCCACAUGUCUGUGCAUCACUACAGAGCCUCCCUCCCCUCAUACCCGUAUGGCAUCCAGAUAGUGUCGGGCCCUCCCACAGCCCCCAACACGGGCGUGCCCUUCAACCUCGCCUCAGCCUACCAUCUCCACACUGAUCCAGGGAGCCACGAAGGCCACAGCCACCAAAGUGUCCCACCUGCAGGGCACUGGAGCUGCAGCGGAGCUGCUGAAACCCAAACAGAGAGCCACCACCGACCUCAGUCCUCGAGUCCACCUGCCAACUCCUGUCCUCCCCUCUCUGUAAACUCUACACCCAGGUUGGGCCCGUGGACCAGCCCGUCUCUUCUUAGUGUCAGCCCAGGCCUCCAGGGUGGAGGUUCGGGUCUUGCACCUCAUGUUGGGCAUGAAGACUCUCACAACAGACCUCUCAGCGCUAGCCCGACCACCAUCAGCCAGUCCCAGCCCACUUUGUGCCUGCAGUCUCCCAGUGAUAGUGAUGAAUACUCUUGCCUUUUGUCCGCUGCCCCUACAGGUACGUCCACACACAGCCUGCUGGACUCGUCACCCAGUUCUCACCCCCGUCUCUGCCAGUCCCAUGUCAACCUAUCACAAGCCUCACAUGAAGAUAUUUGCGUUCUGAUGUCCGCACCAACAUCCCAUAAUCUGAUCCAGGACACCUCCAUCUUUCAAAUGGAGGAUUCAAACCCCUCAAUCCACCCUGCGUCCCCUUCUCCGCCCACAUUACCAGGCCAAACUCUUGGAUCCUCCCUGGAUUCAGGAUCACCACAGUUGGAUGCUCUCGAGCCCCAUCUCCCACUGGGCGACCCAUCUGCCAUAGAACACACCAGUCUGGAGUGCCUACUGGGGAACGGGGGCUCUACGGAGAGCAGGGACAGCGAGAGCGCGUCAUCACGAAGGUCCAGCCUCGGCUUCCAGACUCAGAGCACAGAGCAGUCGUGGUGUCUGGACCUCACAGAUUAAACUGUUUCAGGGGCGGACUCAGUGGUUUCACUACAACUGGAAUAAAAAUAAGAAAAAUGACAUGCAACCUCUUACAGUGUUUAAAGAGACUCAGCUGGAGAUUGUCAAUGUGUGCUGUAUUUCCCCCCUUCUUAAUUCCUGGGCUCUCAUGUUCGUCAAACUCCACGCAAUUUACACCAUUUCUAUGCAAAAGCAUGUCGUUUGUGCAUUAUCUUGGAUUGACUAAAGUGUGUCUUUAAAAAAAAAGAAAGCUCCAGUAUAUACUGUAUAUUUUUUUCCAACAUCCUCAGAGCAAUUUGCAGUUAAUAAUACCUGUUACCUCCUUGCAUGGUAAAGUUGUUUAUUCUUUUUCCUAAGGAAAAGGUUUCCAAAUCAAUGUGUAAGCAUUCUACAUGACAACCGGUUGAUUGUGUACACUGAUACUGUGUUUGUACAGCAGACAGGUGAGAGUGGUUGGACGUUUUAAUAUACUGAGGAGCAAAUACGACACAUGCUUCACUUCGCGUAUAGGGAAUAGAGUAUGUGCAUCA
Molecule: messenger RNA, 4241 nt
Organism: Plectropomus leopardus (leopard coralgrouper)
Lineage: Eukaryota; Metazoa; Chordata; Actinopteri; Perciformes; Serranidae
Source: RefSeq, a predicted model, not a curated record